Branchiostoma floridae (Florida lancelet) is the source of this 1490-nucleotide messenger RNA. RefSeq lists its product as uncharacterized. The coding region runs from base 14 to 979 and encodes 321 amino acids. Gene Ontology annotation, biological process: positive regulation of DNA-templated transcription. The transcript has 2 exons. The record is from RefSeq and is a predicted model, not a curated record. Lineage: Eukaryota; Metazoa; Chordata; Leptocardii; Amphioxiformes; Branchiostomatidae. Gene Ontology annotation, cellular component: SWI/SNF complex.
GAUAUUCAUCUGCAUGUUCCAGAGGACGGACCCGUCAGCUGAGAUGGUGAUGUUGUGGAGGAUUUUUGUGCACGAGGAGAAGUCAGCUCUGGCACAGGAGAAGAAACUCGCUGUGGAAGGUGCUAACGGAACUCCUGUUGCCGCCCCUUCGCCCAGCACCAGUCAGGAGCCGGCAGAACCGCCUGCAGCCGCCCUGCCCGUCGUCGGCACGGCAACCACCGCCUACCUGCAGCCCUCGGCACCGACUAACACCUUCCCAAAGAGCACGGCAACUGUAACAACCUCCAGAUCGCUUACAGCAGCCUCCUCGGUUCUCAAGCCACACACGAAAACUGUUACACAGGAUCCUUUAAUGGUACAGGGAAGGACUGUGGCAGCCAAGGUGGCUGUCCCUGUUGCCAGGGGCGUGGCUGUCCCCAUGGAGACAAAAGAACCUAGUGACGAAGAGAGUGAGGAUGAAGUUGACAUGGCGGACACCGUUGGGGCAUCUCAACCUGCAAUGUCAUAUCUGAACAUUGACAGUUCGAGUAUGAUAGAAGCUGUGAAGGCCACGAGCCCGGCUAGGUUAAAGAGCGAGUCGGAAAUGGCCGUCGCGAGCCUUCUCGGCGAGGAUUCGGUCGACAUUGACAUUCUUAAUUCCGACAUCGCGAACUCUGACCUCCCGGAGGACCCCGGCGUGGACGCAGUACGUAGCCUGACAGGCGCGCUCAGUCCGACGCGUAGGAACUUGAACUUGGACGCAGCUGCCAACGAUUUCGAGGAUGACUCUGAUGAAGAGCCAGAUUCUCUCAACGAGCAGGUGCAAAGUGCAAUCAACAGUAUCCUUGAACUUCAAGGUCGCGGUCCGCUGGACGAGGAAGACUCUCCCCAAGACGUCUUCAACCCAUUUUCUCAGGAUCCUCCUUGCUCGACUUCAAGUGAACAGAAUAUCGAUGAAGACAAUGCGCUAGACGAAGCUGUCAAAAGCAUCUUAUUCUAACAUAGUAGCAAAAAACGCAGUGCCCAUUUCAUUUUUGUAUUUUUGCUCCAAAAAAUCUAAUUGUACUGUCCACUAAAAUCUUGUAGUAAGAAUAACAAGUGCAUUUAAUAUUGCAGUUAUUCGUUUUUCAGAGCCUUCCUUGGAAAAUUAUUGCGGGUCAUAAAAAUUGUGGAGUCUAUAGAUAAAGUGUAAUAAAAAAUACUAUGAAGAUUUCCCGCCACAAAAAAUUCAAGACAUAAUUCUGAUAAUCAAAUCAUUACAGUGCAAUUUGGUUGGUACUAGUCUGACUUAACAUGGUCACACGAGAGAAAAAUUUGGUACAUUCCAUUUCACCCUUUUGAACUAAGUCUUCGCUUCUAAACGUUGAACCUAACCCUAACCUGAUGUUUUUUGCUGCAACUAGUUCAAAUGUUGUCCAUAAAUGCACCCGUAGGACACGAUUCAGAAUUUGUCAUUUUACAUGGCCAAAGUUUUGCUGCAAAUAGUGGAUUGAACUGGAUUCUUUCUUCUU